Molecule: messenger RNA, 2806 nt
Organism: Wyeomyia smithii (pitcher-plant mosquito)
Lineage: Eukaryota; Metazoa; Arthropoda; Insecta; Diptera; Culicidae
Gene: TAF1B
Product: TATA box-binding protein-associated factor RNA polymerase I subunit B
Exons: 3
Coding region: 134-2764 (876 amino acids)
Biological process (GO): RNA polymerase I preinitiation complex assembly; nucleolar large rRNA transcription by RNA polymerase I
Cellular component (GO): RNA polymerase I core factor complex; RNA polymerase transcription factor SL1 complex
Molecular function (GO): RNA polymerase I core promoter sequence-specific DNA binding
Source: RefSeq, a predicted model, not a curated record
AGUAAACAAAUUUGUAAAAGCCAGCAACCAUCAGACUGCUGCAGGCGAUCGCUGAGGCGCGUGAGUUUUGAUCUGGUAAAAUCGGUAAUGUAAGUAGCACGUGUGUGUUUAGAUUUACGUUUUCGGUCACUCAAUGGUUGAAAAGUGCGAGGUUUGUGGCCAGACUGAGUUUACAGUCGAGGCCGGUUUCUACUACUGCGUGGAAUGUGGCACCAAGUCGCAGCAGCAUGGCCAGGAGUUGGUGGAUGACGGUAUGGAUAACCUACCGUCCAUGGGAGCAGCCGCUAUUAAAGUUAAGAGUGAUAAAAAAAUAAAACGCAUUACAAGCUGGGAACAAGCGAACUACAUUUUGCUUGGUUACGCGGAACGCCUCGUAGUGUUGGGCGCAGGAGACAACUUUAAACUUUCUCUUCUGCAGCUUUGGACCGCCUAUCUGCGACGUAUGGAGGUUGCUUUUUUCAGCAAGGAUAAACCGGAACGACCAAGAUUACACGUGUUUCACAGAAAAAUUGAUGCUGAUAUAAUUUACAACCGUAAGGGAGUCCGUCGCAAGAGUUGCAGUAGCUCACGUAACAAAACUCCGGCAAGUAGCGAGACACGGUCGGAAGUUGCUGGAUCAUCCUCGGCAGUUAGUCGACGGUCUUCGGUUCGAAAAGCUAGAUCCGAUCAACGGCAACUGAUGAAUGCCGAAUACGAAUCUUACAUUACCAGCCAGCGAUCGGAUGUGAACAUUUCUUUGCAUGAGCUCUCAGUUCAGUCACUGAACUCGACCCGAACGGGCGAAGCUAACGCUCCCACGGAAAGGACAACACCACGGAUGAUACAAUAUUCCCGGUCUUCUCGUAUACUCAUGAAGCGCAAGUUAAAGAUGAGUACCGGGCACAUUAAUCGGCAUGAGAGAGACAUAGAGGAAGAGUUGAACUGUCAUCAGCUGCAGAAAGGUGUUCGCAAGAGUAAGCCGAACUCAAGCGGUACCAGAGUGCAUACUUUCGAGCAUAAAAGUCCGGAAAAUUUGAAUGGUACUUUGUUGAGUGCUCUCUUGUGCUUGGGAUUGAAUGUAAGCAAAAGUGACCUGCAAGUGGCAGAUUUGGUCCGGUACUACCGAGAAGACCACCUGCCUCAUGCAAAUCUUCUGCAGUAUCUUCCUGAGAAAAUAGAUCCUAGCUGUUAUAGCGAGGUAUUACCUAAUUUUCAAGUCGCAUCCAUCUCCCACGAGAAAAUGCGAAUAUCAAUUGCAAAACUGACAAACUUUCUACAUGUGGAAUCCAUUACUCCCGAUCUGUUGAAGCUGUGCAAGCGAUAUUUGGAAGAACUUUGUUUGCCGAUGGAUUUAUUGACGUAUAUCGAAAGACUUAUGGCCGUGUUUCCGCCGCAAAUCAAAUUUGAUGGAGGUUUCAAAUUUCCAAACUACGAAGGACGCUGCAUGGCGUUUAUUAUUUUUAUCUUAAAGCUUCUGUUCGGUUUGAACGAUUGCACAGAAAUUAAGAUGUCCAAAUCUGCAGCUAAAUUAAAUAGGAAAAUGUCUGCGGUAGGACUUUUCGAUACGUCCGUCUUCGUAUUCACCGAAUGGCUUCAGUAUCUGGAAAUGCGAAAAGUCAUUCUCAGUCAAGUUAAUCACGCUAUUAACCGUUCAUUGGCGAAAGAUGAAGCUGCCGAUCCUGAUGUUGACCUGUUUAUAGAUUACCAGACUCGCAAAAAACACGCCGAGGAACCUUUACAGCUUUUAUCCUGCUCAUUCGACAAACAACACAUGUCUAAGCUGAAGGAAACGGUUCAACAUAUAGUGGACACACACCAUCGCCAAGGGCUAUCUCGUGACAGCCGGACAAACAUUGAGUUCGAGCCUAGUUUAACCCCGUACAAGUCCUAUUUGGAACAGUUCCUCCUGGCUUAUAACAAGAGCGGUAAAAUUCAUGUUCCCGAUUAUAUGCAGAACGACCAUUCCAAUCGCAUCCUGUCCGCUUUUGUGGAUCCCGCUGAUUUACGCUAUCUGCUUCUGACGAAUCACCAAAUCAGAUUAGUCACCAAAAAAGUUCCACCUUCACUAAAGCUGUUCGAAUUCGUUAAAUCAUGCACCGUGACGGACUUUGUCUCCAAUCAGGCCCGCCGUGGGCCCCAAUUUAUGUGUGCCGAAUACUGCGCAGAAACAGAUUGGAACCCACCGGAAACAUUUGCACGUCCCGGCCAACCCGAAGCCGCCACACAUGAAGCCAUACUGGACAACAUUCUGAUUCGCAACGAAACCGAACGUCAGCGAACCGACAUGAUCGUUGCUUGUCGACGAAAAAACCAGGAACUAUCCGGCAAUGACGAGCCGGACGAGAGCAGUAUUCUUAACGACUCUUGCAGGUCGUUGUUCUCCCAGCAAUCGUCAGAUAUUGCACCGAAUCAAGCUGCCGAAGCAAUUGCCAGUGGCGGAGGUGAAUGCGUUACUCUGCUAACCCCGAACUAUGACUAUUGGGUUCGGUUCUACGGCAAUGGAGAAGCUUACUCGGGGGACCUGUAUGACGAACGGAUCGCCAGUGGGUUGCCGGACAAUUUCUGCCUUGUGGUGGAAGAGUGCGCCCGGAUUAUCGAAAACCGAUCUCAUCAGCUGUACCGAGAGCUGAUGACACUGGAGACGUACUUCUUUCACGCGGUCCAACCAGUGGAGCGGUUCUUUCCCGCGGCUGCUGGCGACAGUCCACCAGAGGUAUUGUUUGACGAGACUCGUCCGCUGAAUCUUGAUCUGAAGCGGGUUUUGUAUGCCAAGCAGAGGUAUUGAGUGGGAGGUGAAUUCGCUUGUUGAUUUUCUAUUUUCUUUUGA